AGCAUGUCAAGUGUCAAUUCCGUUUGGGUCUUUUUAAUAGGCUUGAACCUUCCUACCAGUCACCACAUUGACCGCUAGAGGCUGACGAUUCUAGCAGUUUAGAAGAUGUGGCCGGUACAGGAGCAGCCCCAAGCCCUUUUAUUUAAAUUGUGAGCAGAUCAAAAACAUAACAUUUAUGGUUAUUUUCAGGUAAUCCCAUGUGUCUCCGCCAAACUUCCUGUAAAUUUUGACUUCAACUUUGAAGAUAGAAACGUGGAUGAAAACACAAAUCUUUAUAAAUGGCCGACAGAUCGAAUGAUCAAAGAAAUUCAACGCAUGCCUUGCGGAUUAGUACCCAAAGGCUACUGGAGAAAAAACUCACAACACAAGUACCCAAAUCUCGAAUGGGAAAUCGCCUUCCCGAAAAUAGAGAAGUACCUGUUCACGAAGAUGUCUCACACCCAAAUAAGAUGCUACUUAUUUCUCUUACUUAUCCAUAGAAUCCACAUUGAACCAAAAACCAAAUACCAAGGACUGCUAGUCGACCAUAUAAGACAUCAUAUAUUCUGGGAAUGUUGGAAGAAUUUUAAAGACUGGCCAGAGCACAGACUUGGCUAUAAAUUGAAAGAAAUCAUUGAAAAUUUGAUGAGUAGAAUAUCAAAAAAUAAUCUGCCGGAUUUUUUCGUCAAAGGAAAGAAUCUUUUCUAUAAUGUUCCUAUUAAAUUUUUGUACAUAGCGUCUGAAGAGUUGCAGAACAUUCUAGAACGACCAGCCAUGAGAUUGAUACGGAUACUGGAGAGCUUGAGUUUUAGUCCGCAUUUUUACAAGGAACUCAACGUUAGAAAAUUGAAGAGAAUGUUGUACUUGACAGGAUUGGAAUUAGCGACAACGCAGUUGCCUGUACCAAUGAGAAACGAUGACUUGGAUAAAUUGCAAAAGUUUAAUAAUCCAGAGACUCGAGUAGAAUAUAUAAAGCUGCAGAAAAGAAGGCAUGCUAAGGCGCAAAAAUUGCAGCGAACAGGUCAGCGGAGGAUAGAGGAUGAUGGUGAAUCUGAAUCAAAGUGGCCAUGCAAAAAAUAUUUCAACGAAGACAAAAUAAAAAUAUCUCACAUCCUCCUGUUCUUCGCAGACCGUUUCAUAAGUUUAGCUACAUACAGCUCGUUAAGAUCCACCGUAAAACAAACUCGGUUCUUUCUGAGACAAGCUUGGUAUUUAACGAAAAUCAAAGACGGACUAGGAACUGCGCAUUCGCAAAAGGAAUUCGAAGACUUGCAAGGGAUCAUCGAAGAAAUGGAGGAAGAAUUGUAUAAGAAAGAACUGGCACGCAAAAGUGUCGGGUUGUCACCAGAAAUGCGACUUGGUGGUUCUAGGAAACUCCAUCAAGAGGUAGAUGAUGCAGGAGAGGCUUCGAUUUGUUUAGAUAUAGAUGAAGAGGUAGAAAUACGCGCUAAAGCUGGCAGAAGAAUUUAUAUACCGAAGAAAAAUUUUGUACUGCGCCAAGAGGUUUCAGGUGUUGUAGAUGAUGUUUCAGGUGUUUCAUAUGGCCAAGUAGAGAAGCGUGAAAAACUUGGUAGAAAAAAUAACACAGGAAAGAGUGUAUCGUUCUUGGAGCCACAAAUCGAUGAUUUUCUUGAAGCCGAUGCAUAGAUGAAGAAAAAAUAGACAAAUGAAUAUAGAUACAGCAGACGCUCGAUAAUGUAAACUAAUUUAAUCCAAGUGUGGUUCACAUUAUCGAAAUGUUUACAUUAGCGAACGUGAUUUAUAUAAUAUUUGAUUUAUUAAAAGAAACGUUUAAUACAUACUAUUUAUAACAAAAUAAACAAAUAUUCUAACA
Messenger RNA from Acanthoscelides obtectus, 1813 nucleotides. NCBI's taxonomy places the organism in Eukaryota, Metazoa, Arthropoda, Insecta, Coleoptera, Chrysomelidae. The record is from the annotation of a GenBank genome assembly.